AUGACUUCCCUUUCUCUACCUGCAAAUAUCAACAAGGGUGAGGAAGCUCUGUUCGAAAUCGCAUGGACUAUCAAGGUUCUCGUGGACAAGAUUUCACGGUUGGAGGAAGAGGAAAUCGCUGAACGAAAAGUCGACAGAGAACAAAGACCGGCGAAGAGGCCCAGCGAUCUCGAAUACGUUAGACAGACAGAGGAGAGGGCAGCCAAACGUGUCAAAGUAUCCGACUACCAGGACCAGAGUGACGACGAAAAUGCGUGGAGAGCUAGCCCAGAAACGAUGGUUCUGGACAGUCCCAUCAGUGGCAAUUCCUCGGAGUACCUCAUGGCCACUUGCCGACGCUGGCAUACCGUAUAUCAAAUGUCGAAGGGACGCGAAAUUAGAGCGGUAUAUCCCACAUCGAUGGAUCUAACAGCACCCAUCGGAUUAUGCAUAUGUGGUGCUUCACUCGAGGCCAAGUUAGCGGCCCAACGCAAAACAAAUCAUCGCCUCACGGCUUGCAUCCGGCAGGUAAGAAUCAGCUCACGAAUAUUAGAUGGUUAA
This is a messenger RNA of Colletotrichum gloeosporioides, 540 nucleotides long. RefSeq lists its product as uncharacterized. Lineage: Eukaryota; Fungi; Ascomycota; Sordariomycetes; Glomerellales; Glomerellaceae. The record is from RefSeq and is a predicted model, not a curated record. The transcript has a single exon. The coding region runs from base 1 to 540 and encodes 179 amino acids.